Molecule: messenger RNA, 2704 nt
Organism: Cladocopium goreaui
Lineage: Eukaryota; Dinophyceae; Suessiales; Symbiodiniaceae
Source: the annotation of a GenBank genome assembly
GUUCGAAACACUGGGUGGGCCAUGGCCAACACUCGCGGGAUCGCCGCGACGAGAUGAGGUGUUUCCAUUGAUGGAGGCCCUGUCCUUUGCUUUGAAACUCGAUGGUGAGGAGGAAGUUCAUUGCGAGCUCCAUGCGGAAGGGGAUGAAGAUGAUACCGUGGUGAGGAUAGGCCGAUGUCCCAAGAGUGCCAUUGUCAUCAACCACUUGGGGGUCUCCUGGAUCCAUGUAGAGAUCAGACUUCGUUCCACGGAGGAGCCACAAUUCUCCGUGCGAGAUGUCUCUGCGAAUGGCACAGGGAUUCAACGCCCAGGGGAAAAGAAGAUCCAGUGGCUCAAGCGCAAUGAGGAUCAGCCUCUGGCGCUGACGGAGAGCAUUGUUCUGCCGGAGAAGGUGAAGAGCAAAGGUCGCCCGGAGGACACCAUCCGGCGCAGCAUUGGGCUGCGGCUCCUGAACGCCUCAGAGGCUACAGCGUUGCGAGAGAAGCGCGAAGCCAAGGCCAUGAAGAAGAAACAGAAGAAGGAGAAGGAGGCAGCUAGAAAGAAGAAACUCGAGGACAAAGAAGCCAAGGGCAAGGGCCUUGAGAGCGAUGUCAAGGUCAAGCAGAAAGAGGAGAAACCGAAGGCCAAGGAGGAGUCUUCCAAGACCAAAUCCAAGGACGACACGAAGUCUAAGAAGGAAACAAAAAUCGAGAAGAAUGAGAAGAAGGAAUCCAAAAACACCAAAGCCAAGAAGGAAGUGCCCGAGAAGGUCAAGGAGAAGUCCAAGGAGAAGUCAAAGAAGGAGAAAGAGGAGAAAGUGGAUGCAAGAAAGAAAGAUAAGAAGGAGAAAACAAGCAAAAAGGAGAAAUCGAAGAAGCGAGAAGAUCGAUCUCGAAGUCGAGAUGCAAGGUCAAAACAGACCAAAGAGGACUCUCGCAAGCGGCAGCAAGGUGUGGCUGAAGUGACCACCAGAGUGCCAUCCCCGGAAGAGGAAGAAGCUCCGGAAGAGGAGCUUCCACCAGAAGACACUCCAGAGGAACAGCUUGAGGAAGAGAAGUCUCCUGAGGUGGCUGAGAAGGAGGAAGAAAAAGAAGAGGAGGAAGUAGAGAAAGAGGAUGAGGAACCUGAGAAAGAGGAGGAGGAAGCGGAGAAAGAGGAUGAGGAAGCUGAGAAAGAGGAGGAGGAAGCUGAGAAAGAGGAGGAAGAAAAAGACGAGGAGGAAGUGGAGAAAGAGGAGGAGGUGGAAAAGGAGGAGGACGAGGAAGCAGAAAAAGAGGAGGAGGAGGAAGCAGAGAAGGAGGAGGAUAAAGCUGCAGACAAGAAUGGCGACGUCGACUCCGAGGACGAUGUGGUGGUGGUCGAUGAACCUCCUACAGCCGCGGCCGCUGUGCCAGUUGCCCCUGUAGCUGAGGUGCAGCAAGAAGGACAACUUCCCAGAUGGGUCAAAGUUGGAAAGAAGGUACAAUGGUUUUCCAACUCGCUGAAGAAACUAAUUCCCGUGCGCGUGACCAAAGUGGACCAUGAGAGGUCCGUGGUGAUCGCCACCUUUGAAUCGGAUCAUAGCGUUUGGAAGAGCGUGCAUUUUGGCAUCCUGGGCCGAGAGGAUUGUCCUUUGCGUGGACCAGCUGGUGAGGAAAGCAGUGAGGAUGAGGAGGAGAAGAAACCGCGAAAGAGGGCCAGAAGCAGGACGCCAGAUGUUUGGGAGCAAGAACGGCGGCGCGUGAUUGCCACACAGGAAGCUGUGCGAGCGGCGGAACGUGCGGACGAGGAGCGCCGCAAGAAGGCGAUGGAGGAGGAGCACCGCCGCAAGGCUGCGCAGGAGGUGGAACGGCUGAAGGUUCAAGCAGCCUUUGAACAACGAAAGAAAGAAGCCGAGGAGCAGCGGCUCAGAGAAGAAGAAGAAUGGCGAGCGAGGCUUGUGGAGCGGCGGAAGAAGGAAGCAGCUGAAGAGGAGAAGAGACUGCAACAGGAGGAGGAGGAGAGGCAAGAACGAAAACGACGACGGAAGGAAGAGAAAGAUCGCGAACGCGCAGAACGGCAACGCCAGGAUGAGGAAAGAAGAAGAGACGAUCCUCGGAAGAAGGAAGCAGAGGAGGACCGAGAGCGAAAGCAACAGGCCUCCAUGGACUUCUUCGAACAGGUUUGCAGCGCAGAUCCCACCGCCACCGGGCGUCCAAACCUUCCGCAGCUGCGGCGGAAGGAUGAUGACGAUGACUCACCCGAACUGCCGGCUUGGGCUCGACCGCCGAUGGCUGGGAUGGGCUUCAACCCGGGCAACGGUCACAGCGCCUUUGCAGCUGGAGGAGCCAAAGGUGCUGCAAAAGGCUGGGACAAAGGUUGGGGUGGUGAAAUGGCCGGCGGUGGGGCCUGUGGCGGCAAAGGCGCUCCCUACGGCUACGCCGGUUACGGUGCCUAUGGUGCCUACGGUGCCUAUGGCGCCGGCGGCCCCAACGGCCACGGCGCUCCGGUGCCCGCCACAACGCCGGCGACCACGAACGCGAACGCUGCGGCACCUCCGUGGCGGAGUGCCGAAGCGAGUCGACCGCCACCGCCGCCGGUGAAAGGAUGGGGGAAAGAGGCUGGACAUGGCGGACCUGGACCGUUUCCCGGAACUGGAGGUGGAUUCCUCUUUGGGAAAGGAAAAACUGCGAAAGGUUGGUGAAGCUUUGAAUUGUGCAAUACUCUGUAGAUAGGAUCUGCCAGAUGAUUGCAGCAAGGAGAGCAG